This is a messenger RNA of Cylicocyclus nassatus, 1151 nucleotides long. Lineage: Eukaryota; Metazoa; Nematoda; Chromadorea; Rhabditida; Strongylidae. The record is from the annotation of a GenBank genome assembly.
UAUUGAGCCUGUGCUACUUACUGCUAUACAUUCACAUUCUGAUCAAUUUUCUACAACAUAAUGCAUUUCAUCAAGGCUAUUGAUGAUUUUGUUCAUGGAUCAUCUAAAAUGGGCAACAGCAGCUCACUUAUGCUACGAGAUGAAGAGAUUGACGAAAUUGCGAAAGAAACCGAAUUCAACAGAAAUCAAAUCGUUCGCUUAUACAGUCGCUUCUUGUCGCUCGAUAAGAAAGGUCAAGGAUUCCUAUCGCGUGACGAUUUCUUAAAUGUACCAGAAUUGGCAGUUAAUCCAUUAGGCGAUCGUAUCGUAGAUGCUUUCUUUACUUUGGCUGGCGAAAAUGAACAGCAGCUGAAUUUCCGUCAAUUCGUUCGAAUUUUAGCGCAUUUCCAGCCCAUAAAUCGAUCGAAAAAGAACGCACUAAAUGGAAGAAAAGAAAAACUGAAGUUCGCAUUCCAAAUGUAUGACUUGAACAAAAAUGGCUACAUCACACGUGAAGAAUUCAAAGUGAUAUUGAACAGUAUGGUGGGAGCAAACAUCACUGCCGAACAGCUUGAUAAAAUUGCUGAUAGGACCAUCGAAGAGGCAGAUGGUGAUAAUGAUGGACGAAUCUCAUUUGAGGAAUUCUGUCGGGCCAUGGAGAAGACCGAUAUAGAAGAAAAGAUGUCGAUUCGAUUUUUGAACUAGAUGCCCAAUCCAUUCCUUUCUCUCUAUAGUCAAGUGCCCAGACAAAUUCAAAAAUUGCGUACGGUUAUCUGUCGCGUUCCAUAUAGCAUACACAUCUCCUAACGCGUACUGUCAAUGACGGUAUAUAAGUUUAUAAGUUAGUGCCUAGACUAAAAACAUGUCGUUUGUACUCUAUUUUUUCAUGUUUUUAUCAAUCGGUUAAUGAUUGAAACAACGCUUGUAUUUGCAUAAUGAUGUCAUUAUGUAUUUCCAAAAAGAGUUCAUUUACUUUCACUUUAGUACUACUUUUUCCAUAUUUAGAAAAAGCUCAUACUGAUUCCCGAAGAGAAAAGUUUGUGAUAUACAUAUUGUUUCAUAUUGAGUUUUGUACUGCUUUCUCAUGUACAUUUUCUUUUCUUAAGUUUUGUGUGUCUGUGACAGAAUCAGUCUCUGUUCACUGUGUGUUUUUCACGAAGUAAGGUAUAAAG